ACGUUGGUGGGUGCGCGAGUGGAUCCUACGCAGACCUCGUUUCGGCCAGUAUGAGACGCUCAUGAGGGAACUCGAGGCCGAGCACGCUGCCGACUUCAAAUCCUACCUCCGCAUGGUGCCACAGAUGUUCUAUGAGUUGCUUGACCGAGUUGGCCCCCGCAUUGCCAAGACCACAACGCAUCGAACCCCCUUGGAUCCUGGGCUGAAGCUGGCGAUCACCUUGAGGUUCUUGGCGACCGGAAGCAGCUAUCAUGAUCUGGCGUUCGCGUUUCGUGUCCCACACAACACCAUCUCUCUGUUCGUCCCCGAGGUCUGUCAGACCAUCUACGACGAAUACGAGGACGAGAUGUGGGCCACUCCCCAGACAGAAGAUGAGUGGCGCCCGGUAGCCGAGGGAUUCGGAGACAGAUGGAACUUUCCCCACUGUUGUGGCGCGAUCGAUGGGAAACAUGUCGCCAUCAAGAAGCCCCCAAGAGCGGCUCACUUUACUACAACUACAAAGGCUUCUUUUCCAUCGUCAUGCUUGCAGUGGUAAACUCUCACUACAAGUUCAUCUGGGCGGAUGUGGGGUCACCAGGGUCGUAUUCCGACGCCGGCAUCUUUAACCGGUCGCGACUGGAGCCAGGUCUGCGUGAGGGAACGAUCGGACUACCCCAGCCGGAUCCCCUACCAAAUGACGACCAGGACACACCCUACUACAUGGUCC
Messenger RNA from Lytechinus variegatus (green sea urchin), 706 nucleotides. RefSeq lists its product as uncharacterized. The record is from RefSeq and is a predicted model, not a curated record. The transcript is spliced from 2 exons. Bases 62 to 535 code for a protein of 157 amino acids. NCBI's taxonomy places the organism in Eukaryota, Metazoa, Echinodermata, Echinoidea, Temnopleuroida, Toxopneustidae.